GUAAACGUCAUGCUCCGAGCGGAAACUCCUCCCGAAUCCAAACUCCGGCAACGGGACGAAAAAAAGCGGAAUAUCGAGGAAUCAGGAAACACGGAGAAACAAUGCAAUAAAUUACAAGAAAUGCAGACUUGAAGGCAGUCUCCUAGUGAGUGAGAGAUAACCGGAUUCCUGGUGAGAUGGGGUUUGGACAGGACUUGAGAAACUCCCAUGAGGGCCUAAUCAAACUGCAGGAUUGGGAGCUGAAGCUACUAGAAACAUUGAAACGCUUCAUGACUCUUCGUGUUAAGAGUGACAAGGAGUAUGCUUCACUUCUCCUUAACAUUAGCCAGCAGGUGGAUAAGCAAGACAACUCUUCACAGAUCCACUACAUUAGCACUGUCUCCAAGUCAUGGGCUCAGAUGGUACAGCAGACUGAACAGCUUAGUAAGAUCAUGAAGUCUCAUGCUGAGGAGCUGAAUUCUGGCCCACUGCACCGCCUCACCAUGAUGAUAAAAGACAAGCAGCAGGUGAAGAGAAGCUACCAGAGUAUACACCAGCAGAUUGAAUUUGAGCUGAACAAGGUUACAAAAAGUGACAUUGAAAAGCUGAAAGGUACAUACAGACAAUUAACCAAAGACGCUCAUAGUGCCAAAGAGAAGUACAAGGAGGCAAUUAUAAAAGGCAAGGAGCCAGAGAAGGCCCGUGAGCGUUACGACAAAGCCACCAUGAAGCUGCACAAUCUGCACAACCAAUAUGUGCUGGCAGUACGUAGUGCACAGAUGCACCAUGAGCACUAUCAUGAAAACACACUCCCCCUGCUGCUCGAUUCACUGCAAAAGAUGCAAGAGGAGAUGGUCAGCGCCUUGAAGGGGAUUCUUGAGGAGUACAGUGAGAUCACCAGUCUCUUGACAGAUGAAAUAGUAAAGGUCCACAAAGAAAUACAUACCUCUAUUGAUCAAAUUGAUCCUGCAUCUGAGUAUGACAACUUUAUUGAAGUGUACAGGUCACCUGAAACCAAAGAACCUAAUAUAGAAUUUGAUGUCUCACUAUUGGAGGAAACAGAGAAUCUUCAAGCCAAUGAGAUUUUGUGGAAUAACUUGACAGCUGACAGUUUACAAGCAAUGCUAAAGUCUACAACAGAGGAGCUUGUCUCAACCCAAAAGAGUCUACACAGUAAAGAGGACCUUAUGGUAGACCUGCAGAGCAAAAUUGAGGAGUACGCAAAAACUUGCGAAAAGAAAUCUGAUAAGGUGCUGCUGCUAAGUCAGAAGCAGUCUCUUGAGGAAUUAAAACAGAUGGUGCAGCUCCUACGCUGCUCAGAAGCCAAACUGAGCUCCCAGAAGGAUAUGCUGGAGCACAAGAUGCAGGAUAAUGGGGGAAAAGAACCUCCAACUGUGGUCAAUUAUGAGGAGGAUGCACGAUCUGUCAACUCAAUGGACAAAAGUAAAGAAAGAAUAUCAAAGUUUGACACCCUCCGCCACUCUAUUGCUGGCAUCAUUCGUUCACCAAAGUCUGUACUUGGCUCAUCCUCAUUGAUAGAUGUGAUUGCCAUCAGCGAAAAGCCAUUGGGGGAACAGGAGUGGUACCAUGGGGCAAUUCCACGGACAGAGGCCCAGGAGCUGCUUAAGCAGCAGGGAGACUUCCUGGUUCGUGAAAGCCACGGCAAGCCUGGCGAGUAUGUACUCUCUGUCUUCUCAGAUGCCCAGUGCAGACACUUCAUCAUUCAGUUUGCAGACAAUCAAUAUCGUUUUGAAGGCACUGGUUUUCCCACCAUUCCUCAGUUGAUUGAGCACCAUUACUCUACAAAACAAGUCAUUACUAAAAAAUCCGGAGUCACACUUUUGAAUCCUGUCUUGAAGGAUAAAAAAUGGAUUCUUAAUCAUGAGGAUGUCAUUCUUGGAGAACUUCUAGGAAAGGGCAAUUUUGGUGAGGUGUUCAAAGGAAUGUUGAGGGAUAAGACACCUGUGGCUGUGAAGACUUGUAAAGAGGAUCUCCCACAAGACCUCAAGAUUAAGUUUCUUUCCGAGGCGAGAAUCCUUAAACAGUACGAUCAUCCAAACAUUGUGAAGCUAAUAGGAGUCUGUACGCAAAGACAGCCAAUUUAUAUAGUGAUGGAACUUGUACCAGGAGGUGACUUUCUGUCUUUCCUGAGGAAGAAGAAGGAAGACCUCAAGACAAAACAGUUGCUAAAGUUUGCUCUAGAUGCAGCUGCAGGAAUGGCCUACCUGGAGCUUAAGAACUGUAUCCACAGAGAUCUUGCUGCUCGGAACUGCCUGGUGGGAGAGAGCAACCUGUUGAAAAUUAGUGACUUUGGCAUGUCACGUCAGGAAGAUGAUGGGGUUUAUUCAUCAUCUGGUCUUAAACAAAUUCCUAUCAAGUGGACUGCACCAGAGGCACUCAAUUAUGGGAGAUACAGCUCAGAAAGUGAUGUGUGGAGCUAUGGCAUCCUACUGUGGGAGACAUUUAGUCUGGGUGUAUGUCCUUACCCAGGCAUGACAAACCAGCAAGCCCGUGAGCAGGUUGAAAAAGGUUACAGAAUGUUGUGCCCACAAAAGUGCCCAGAUGAGGUCUACAAGAUCAUGCAGAGGUGCUGGGAUUACAAACCUGAAAAUCGCCCAAGGUUUUCUGAAAUAUGUCGAGACCUUUCUUCAGUCAAGAAAAAAUAAUUCAAAAUUAAAUUAUGGCCAAAAGUGUGAACUCCCUCUUGAUCUCUCCCUUAUUUACACAAAUACCUAGAUUUUUCCCUCAUUGCUACAAUAGAUACUAUUUUGCACAUUUUGCUGAUGCAGGAUCUGUUUGGGUGAAUGUCAUGAGCUUAUGUUUUGGCCUUUCAUGUAAAAAAAAAAAAAAGUCACUAUUUACAAUACGUACUGUACAUUUCUAACUGUAGACGGAUACUGAAUAUAGGAAAAGGUUUUUAAUAUUGGAGAAUGCUUAUGUCCAGCUGCAUUCCACUUGACUUGAUAUCUAUGACACCUGAGAGAAAACAUAGUUGACCAAUUGUUUAUCACUUAUAUGACUGAAAUCUUUUUCAUGCCCUGAUGUUUUUGCUUUUCUUGGAGCUUUUUAUUCUAUCUCAUAGUUCAUACACACCUACUUCAGAGUAGUGUAGAUCCAAGAAAUCUAGGAUACAUUAAGUGUAAUUCAUGAAAUAUGUUAAAAACAAAAUGUUUAAACUCAACAGACUGGCCCAUCAUUAAACACACACACACGUUCACAUUAAAUUGAGUCAUUCUUUGUUACUUUGUGAUACAGUAAUAACUUAUCUGCUUCAUUCAUGGUUUGUCAUUUUACAGAUACAUUUUUAAGAAUGGUCUGCUGUUCUGCAUAGGCUUCUAAGCAAAUAGGAGAUACAGAUAUUACAUUACUAUGUGUGUAUUUUACUUUAAGGGGCUGCAAAUUAUCAGCUAAGGCCAAUCUCAAAUAAUUUAUAUGAACUUUCAGUUUGUAAUUAUUGUUUUAUUACAGUGCAUUUUGAAGCACAGUUAACAGUAUUUUUUAUUAGAAAUUAUCCAUUAUGUAUUGAGAAAAACUGAAAUACCCUUUGUGGUUUAUUUUGCUAAUUGUCAUUUCUGAUCCUUUAUCUCUGCUGCUUGAUUGAACAGUGCCUUACAAAUGAUUUCCGAUGAAUCAGUAAUAAAUUGUUACUUUUAUAAGGUGUACUCUGACAUAUUCAUUUUGUAUUUUGUAAAUACUGUUGUAGAUUCUAUACUGUAAUAAUGUUGUAGGUCUGUGCAAAUCAUUAUGAAUUGAAAGUGUAAAUGACUUUUCAGUUCUGAUGUGGCCAGUCAUCACUGUGUUCUCAUAUAAUAAAACAUUUGCAAGUUUGGAAUAUGUAAAAAUCAUCCUGGUGUCACAUGUAGUGUUUUGUUUGAAACGGUUGGAACUUGUAAAUGUUCGCUACUGACUGAUCCAUACGCUUGAGAUAGUUCAUAUCACUUAGCACUGAUUCAUUCAAAUACUCAUUCAGGUUCCUCCAUCACAUGAUAUAAAUAUUACCAGUGGUUUCUGGUCAGAUGUGGUGACUUUUGCGUCAUUAAAACUACUGCUGAGUAAGGUAUUUUGUAUUCCCCUAAAUGUUUGUAUUCAUAUUAUAGAUGUUUUAUUUAUUUCAAAUAACUGAUAUUCUUUGAAUUUUCCUAUUUUUAUACUAUUCAUCUCCUACUGUCACUGUAUUUUACAUAUAUUUUUACUCACUACACUGACCUUGCAUAUUUUCUCACCUUGUUGCGCUUAAUGUUCCAGCUGUAGUAAAAUGACAGUUGUCACAGUGCUGUACAAAAUCAUAAUGCUAAUAAUUAUGGUUUAUUACUAGAAGUAUAUUAAUAUUAUUCAAGAACUAGCUUUAGGUUUUGUUUUAAUGUUAUAUAUGGGAAUUACAUUUUUGUGAUGUGUUACACAAUCAUGUUACUGGUGUUGCCAUUUAUUAUUGUGUGUAGAAAUGUUUUCAUGGAUUUAUGUAGCUUGAGUAUCUUUUAAUAACAGUCCUUUUAUAAUGUUGACAUUUGGUUGUAUCUUUGGCCAUGUAGGAAUAUAUUUUAUUGCCAUUCAUACAAAUCUAAUGGUGGGACAGUUGGCAACCACAAUACAUUUUUUAGAUUGAACAUGCAUUGUUUGUUUUGGUAUUAAAUUAUGUUAAAUAAACUAACUAAUAAAAUCAUAAGCUGUA
Molecule: messenger RNA, 4648 nt
Organism: Tachysurus vachellii
Lineage: Eukaryota; Metazoa; Chordata; Actinopteri; Siluriformes; Bagridae
Gene: fer
Product: fer (fps/fes related) tyrosine kinase
Exons: 19
Coding region: 177-2645 (822 amino acids)
Biological process (GO): Fc-epsilon receptor signaling pathway; regulation of mast cell degranulation; chemotaxis
Molecular function (GO): ATP binding; non-membrane spanning protein tyrosine kinase activity
Source: RefSeq, a predicted model, not a curated record